AGCAACAAGAGAGAGGAAGGAAGCUCAAGACUAUCAAGAAACUGCUGAAGAGGAGAUUUUAAAAAGGACAUUUUCUUUUUAAAAAGGCAGAAGCCAGCAUGUCCCUUGAGGUGAAGGAGAAGACCCAGGUGCGUCUAGUGUUUCUGGGGGCAGCAGGAGUGGGCAAGACAGCUCUGAUCCGGCGCUUCCUCCAAGACACAUUUGAGCCCAAACACCGGCGCACAGUGGAGGAGCUGCACAGUAAGGAGUACGACAUCGGCGGGGUCAAGAUCACAGUGGAGAUCCUGGACACCAGUGGCAGCUACUCCUUCCCCGCCAUGCGCAAGCUGUCCAUCCAAAACAGCGACGCCUUUGCACUGGUGUACGCUGUGGAUGACCCAGAGUCACUGGAGGCAGUCAAGAGCCUCCGAGAUGAGAUCCUGGAGAUCAAGGAGGACAAGUACACGCCCAUUGUGGUGGUAGGGAACAAGGUGGACCGGGAGGAGGAGCGGCAGGUGUCCAAUGAGGACGUGCUGUCAACCGUAGAGAUGGACUGGAACAACAGUUACCUGGAAGCUUCGGCGAAGGAGAACGCCAACGUGGUGGAGGUGUUCAAGGAGCUCCUGCAGCAGGCGAACCUUCCCAGCCGCCUCAGCCCCGCACUACGCAGACGCAGGGAGACCUUUCCCAAAGACACCAACUUUCGGCCGCCCAUGAACAAGACCAACAGUUGUAUUCUGUCGUAAUGGGAGACAGGGGAGCAGAAAUGUUUUGUUUUAAAUGAAGGGACGAGAGUUGAGAAGACGGAGGGUAUGUUGUGAAACACAGUGCUGCUGGACAGAGGAAAGGAGAAAAGUCUGGGCUUCAGUCAGUGUUGGUGUAAAGUGAUUGUGAUAAGCGAUCUGGACCAACAAAGACACUUUGGGGUUCACAACUGAGAGGAAAAGAGACUGAAGAGCAGAAUGGUGUUAAGACUGAACUGAAACAGACUGCCACCUGAAUAAUUACGAACCUGAAGGAAGACACAUUUAAUACUCAGUUGUUUACUUGAUGUAAUCUUGUUGCUGCUUAUUUGGUGACAUGCUGCUGGUGUUUAGAUCAAUGUGUAGCUUUUGAAUUUCAAAUUAAAAUGUUCACUUACAUCAAGGUAUUUCGACUGUUGCUAACAGACUGUUUUCUGAGAGAAAGUGUGUAUAUAUGUUGUGGUUUGUGCAAAAUGUAUAUCUCUCAUGUAAAUUGUUUUAAUUUACUUAUUCACCUGUAGCACAUAAUGUUUACAAUUUGUCAUUAAGCAUGUUAUAACUGUUAUUUUGAAAAGAAAAAGUGGUGAAAUGCAAAUGUAAAACAGUAAAUGCACUUUUCAUUUUGAAA
This is a messenger RNA of Seriola dumerili (greater amberjack), 1350 nucleotides long. RefSeq names its product GTP-binding protein Rhes-like. The record is from RefSeq and is a predicted model, not a curated record. Bases 99 to 725 code for a protein of 208 amino acids. Lineage: Eukaryota; Metazoa; Chordata; Actinopteri; Carangiformes; Carangidae. The transcript has 2 exons. Gene Ontology annotation, molecular function: GTPase activity; GTP binding.